This is a messenger RNA of Symbiodinium pilosum, 1233 nucleotides long. NCBI's taxonomy places the organism in Eukaryota, Dinophyceae, Suessiales, Symbiodiniaceae. The record is from the annotation of a GenBank genome assembly.
AUGCUUGGGCAGCUCCGCGACUAUGGUUACACCUUGGUGGACAAAGUCGAGGAGUCCGACGUAUGCGUCGUGAACUCCUGCACUGUGAAGACCCCAUCGGAGUCGAGGGGCCUGCACUUGGUGAACCAGGCCACAGAGAUGCAAAAGAAGGUCGUGCUUGCUGGCUGCGUUCCCUCUGGCGACAAACGGCUGGCCAAGAAGCUGCCCCACGUCAGUAUGUUGCAUGUGACUCAGCUGGAUCGCAUUGUGGACGUGGUGGAGGAAACGAGCAGAGGGCGUGUGGUGACUCUGCUGGACAAGAAAAGGGAGGGCUUGCCAUCGCUGGCCCUCCCGAAGGUGCGUCAGGAUCGUCUAACGGAAAUCAUCACCAUCAAUGCCGGGUGCUUGAACUUCUGCACCUACUGCAAGACUCGGGUGGCACGCGGCACGGUGGUGUCCUACUCGGUGGAGGAGAUCGUUGCCCGUGCCCUCGAAGCAGUCAAGGAGGGUGUCUGCCACAUUGAGCUUGCUUCAGAGGACAUGGGAGCCUACGGUGUGGAUAUUGGCAGCAACAUCGCAGAGCUGCUGCUCCGCCUGUCUGAUGCUUUGCCGCCAGGCGUUAUGCUGCGCACAGGCAUGACGAAUCCUCCAUACAUCAUGGAGCACUUGGACGGAGUCAUUGAGGCACUGAAGCGCCCAAAUGUCUACAGCUUCAUGCACAUCCCAGUGCAGUCCGGUUCGGAUGCUGUUCUGAAAGCUAUGAAGCGGAAGUACACAGUGGCAGACUUCCUCCACCUGGUAGGCCGCCUUCGAGACGAGAUACCUGAUAUCUAUUUGUUAACUGACAUAAUCUGCGGCUUCCCCACUGAGACGGAGGAGGACUGGAAGGCUACUUUGGAGCUGGUGCGGCUCUGCCGCUUUCAUGGUGUUUACUCCUCUAGAUAUUUUGCUAGGGCUGGUACCCCAGCUGCGAAGAUGAAGCAGCUGCCCCAUUCUGUGACGAAGAGGCGCUACCAGGAGCUCUGUGCCCUGGACGCCCUGAACGACCGCAAUGAGCGGCUCCAGGGGACCACGCAGCGCGUGUGGUUUGCUGGUACCGACGACGCGCGAAAUCAGACGGUCGGCCGCACCAAGAACUUUGCAAAGGUCCUGGUGCCCAGGGAUGACUUACUCCUUGGCCAAAGUGCCAAUGUUGAGAUUGUUCAAACAUCCGUUCAGCAUGUGGAGGGCAAGGUGGUUGGCGCCGCCUUCUGA